AAGGUGAGAGUGAGGCUGGUCGUCGUCGUUCCCGCCUUCCUUUCACUUGGAACUCUUCAAUACUUCCAACAUGGCUGACAAAGAAGACACCGAGAAUUCUCCUGCCCAGGAUUUAGUCGUCACCAAAUAUAAAAUGGUCGGCGACAUGGUCAAUGGAAUCCUAAAACUUGUCAUUGGAGAAUGUAAAGCUGGUAAAUCUGUCAUCCAAAUUUGCAAAUUUGGAGAUGAAUUAUUGCUUGAAGAAACAUCUAAAGUAUUCAAGAAAGAUAAAGAAAUGAAAAAAGGUUUGGCAUUUCCUACUUGCAUAUCCGUCAACAACUGUGUGUUUUUUAGAGCCAUAUCCAUAUCUGACCAUAAUAAAAGUACAUCAAUGCUGCUGGUCGUUGAAUGCUACAGUGAUUUAGGUGCCCACGUUGAUGGUUUCAUUGCAGUGGUUGCACAUACUCUGGUUAUUGGAUCUUCUGUUGAAAAGAAAGUGAAGGGCCGAAAAGCAGAUGUUUGUCUUGCCGCCCACUUGGCCAGUGAAGCUGCACUCCGCCUUGUAAAACCUGGAAAUAUUAAUUAUACUGUCACUGAUGCCAUCCAGAAGGUAGCUGAAUCUUUCAAGUGUAAACCUGUUGAAGGGAUGUUAUCACAUCAGCUAAAGAAGCAUGUGAUUGAUGGUGAGAAGGCCAUCAUUUUGAACCCUACAGACGCCCAAAGGAAAGAUCAUGAGAAAUGUGAAUUUGAAGUGCACGAUGUGUAUGCCAUUGAUAUUUUAGUCAGCACUGGUGAAGGAAAGGGAAAAGAAGUUGACACAAGGACGACAAUCUACAAGAAAAAAGAUGCGAUUUACCAAUUGAAGAUGAGAGUCUCUCGCCGUAAGUUUUUGUUUUUAAAUUCAAUGUUAGAAAUUAUUUCAAGGUGGUGGAUUGCUAGAAUCAUUGGAACAUUGGACAAAAUGUCUUACAGUAUUUAUUUCGACUGGGGUUGUGUGCGACCCUGUGCUUCAUUGACCCUUUAUCUCUCUAAUUGGUUGUUGUUGUUGUAUUUCAGAUUGUUUGAAGAUGAAAAGAAGGCUAAAAUGGGAUUAAUGGAGUGUGUCAAGCAUGAGUUGAUGCAACCUUACAAUGUUCUAUAUGAAAAAGAAGGAGAGUUUGUUGCCCAGUUUAAAUUCACUAUAAUAUUAAUGCCAAACGGACCAUUGAAAAUCACCAACCCGCCUUUUGAUAGCUCUAUUUAUGAAUCAGAACAUUCAGUAACUGAUGAAAAGUUGAAGGCUCUUUUAGCAAGUUCAGCUGAACGGAAAUGUGUAAAGAAGAAGAAGAAAAAAGCCGACCGAAUGAUGGCUGAGAAUGCAGACGCCAUCCAAAAAUGUGAAGGGAAGGUCCACUGAUGAUAAACUGAUGAUGAACCAACUGUACUUGGCCUGGAAUAUCUGCCUCUAGCAAAUUACUUGCUGCUGGCUUGUAGUUCAAAGGACAUGUAGCUUUUUUAUAUAAGAGACUGCUUGCUACUGGUUCGGUUUGCCACACCAUUGCCAGUUCAAAGCAGUCAAUUUCUCUUUCUCUCUCUCUCCUUCUCUCUAUUUACAGCUCUCUCUAUCUCUCUCUCUCUCUCUCUCUGAUUCCCAAUGUCUAAAAGUGGACAAUUUAUGUCAAAAGCUGAGUAGUUUUAAUGAAAUGUCACUUGGAAAAUCAUAGACAAGAAGCUUUUCUUUUUUUUCUUAUUGUCAUACUAGUCCAUUUUACACAUUUUAUUUUUUAAUAUAUAUGCAUAUAUAUAUAUAUAUGUAUAUAUAUAUAACUGCUAUUAAACAGUUGUCACAGGAAACAGGCUCAAGCUUAACUAGCUUUUUUAUUUUUAUAAUUUUUUUGGUUCCACUUAAAAUAAUGUAAAUUUAAUUUGGAAAAAACAAAAAGGGAGAGGAAACAAAACAAUAUUAAAGCAUGAAAUCUUCCAAAAAAUUAAAUUUAUUUGUGGAUUCAAUAAAUAGCUUAUUAAACUGUUAAUUACAAUGAUUCCAAGGGUAACCAAGGUUGAGUUGAUUAAAAGAUCAGACGAACCAAUCUUCUGAAGAAAUUGGCCAGGAAUUUGUAUCUCCUUUGCUUUCUGCACCUGAAUAAGACAUCUUUGGAGAAUUUAGUCUUUAUUUACUCAGCUGGAAAAUGGGUAAAGUUGCUCAGAAAAAGACUCGUGUCUUAUCUUUGGGUGAGCGCAUCUCAUCGGUUUGGAUGCCAACAGAAAAGCAGGAGAGAAGAGCAUUGACCUAAAAUACAUUUUGGUUCAUGGGAUGGUUAGCUUUAAAGAAUAUCUUCCAAAAGAAACGCAUACGAGGAAUUUGUAAUGAGGACCAAACAAAAAAGGGGUGUUGAUGUUUUAAGAAUAUCUGGGUGUGGUGAUAAAGUAUAUAUUUUGCUAGAAUAUACUGGCUUGACAAACAACAUAAGCAUAUUGGUGAUUAGCAAUUAACUGUCAAUUGCUUUAAAAUAUUAAUUACCAAUCUUUUGCUGUUUCUCCAGCGCCUCUUGCCUCGAGAGAUAUUUACUAACUCAAAAUUAACCUGCUGUGAUAAAUCUUUUUUCCCCCUUCUUCCUAGUUCUGGAAAAUUGGUCUGGUUAAAUAGAUUUGACGUUUCGUUAUUUCUAAACUUGUGAAGCUGUCCUUUCAUUAUCCGUGUGUCCUAAACUCUGCUUUCGUUUUUGGUCAUUUAAAAAAAAAUACAAUUUCUACUUCUUUCUUUAUACAUUCAUUUUUAGUUUUUAUGUUUUAUUCAGGUCUGUAAGGAACCUUUUUUUUUUUUUCUUCCUUUCUUCUUGCAGUAAAAUUCCAUACAAAAAAACUUUCAAAUCUUUGCUAAUAUUUUACAAACAUCACCAAAAUGGGGGGGAAAAAAACAAAACAAAACAAAAAAUGCCAAUUUUGCACACAAUUAUUAGAAUUUUAUAAAAGAGAAAAAGAGCUUUUUUUCUUUUCUAAAAGGAAAGGGGGAAAAAAAACUCCAAAAGACAAACCACAUUUCUUUGCAAUGGAAUCAACUCUUAGAAACUGUUCUGUCCAGUGACUUUUUAGCAAGUAAAACUGUUAUUUGUUGGAAUAUGUGGAGGCAUUGUUAUGUGGAAGUUUUUUGACAAGAGCUUCUCACAGUUAAUUCUUUCCAGGGAGUGCCGUGGGUGAGACUCAGGUUCAUUUUGGAUCACAAUAAACAGCUAUGGACGGUAGUAACUGGUCAUAGCUUGGAUGUAUUAUUGA
This is a messenger RNA of Octopus bimaculoides (California two-spot octopus), 3231 nucleotides long. RefSeq names its product proliferation-associated protein 2G4. Lineage: Eukaryota; Metazoa; Mollusca; Cephalopoda; Octopoda; Octopodidae. The record is from RefSeq and is a predicted model, not a curated record.